AUGAUGAAGCGCUGGCGCAGCACGGUAGCGGCGGCGCGUCAGCGGCUCAUGGCGCGAGGGCUUCCGCGCCUCGAUGCAAGUGCUCUCGUGCGCUACGCGUUCGAUCCACCGAUGAGUAUCGAAGCCAUGCUGUUGGCGCCGAUGACGCCGAUGAGUGACGAGCAACGGUCGUUCGUCGAUGCGUUGGCUGCGCGUCGUCUGAAGGGUGAGCCGCUGGCCUACGUUCUCGGUACGAAGGAGUUUUGGUCGUUGUCGUUCAAGGUUACGCCGGCGACGCUUAUCCCAAGACCGGAAACGGAGCGGCUACUGGACAUCUUGCUGCAAAAGCGACAAGACAAGCAAGAGGCGCUGCGUGUACUGGACCUUGGCACCGGCAGCGGUUGUCUCUUGGUCGCAGCGUUGACCGAGUACCCGCGCGCGACGGGCGUCGGUGUCGACGUCUCGGCCGCGGCGCUGGACGUCGCGUCAUCCAAUGCUACUGCGCUUGGCGUUGCCACCCGAGCGCGUUUUAUGGAGCACGACAUGACCACCUUGGAGUUGCACGAAGACUUUGACGUUGUGUUGUGCAACCCACCGUACAUUGCCGUCAGCGAAGUUGACGUCAUGGAUGCCCACGUGCUGGCGUACGAGCCCCACUCGGCACUCUUUGCCGACAACAACGGUUUGGCCGUGUAUGAGGCUUUGAUUACGCGGCUUCUUUCCCUCGUCGCACCUGGUGGCGACGUGCUACUUGAAGUCGGGUUCGCCCAAGCCAGCACGGUAGCGUCGCUCUUUGAAGGUACACCUGCCUGGUCCGCGCCACGCAUUGUGUAUGAUUUUUGCGGCGUUCCGCGCUGCGUGGCCGUACAGCGGUGUCAGGAUUAAGGCCGAUGUCAUUCAUAAAAUGUAAAUACAUUGACUUUACAUCGAGGUUUUGCAACGACGACGACGAUGAC
Messenger RNA from Saprolegnia parasitica CBS 223.65, 935 nucleotides. RefSeq lists its product as hypothetical. NCBI's taxonomy places the organism in Eukaryota, Oomycota, Saprolegniomycetes, Saprolegniales, Saprolegniaceae. The coding region runs from base 1 to 864 and encodes 287 amino acids. The transcript has 4 exons. The record is from RefSeq and is a predicted model, not a curated record. Gene Ontology annotation, molecular function: nucleic acid binding; protein-glutamine N-methyltransferase activity. Gene Ontology annotation, biological process: peptidyl-glutamine methylation.